UCCAUCCUGCCAGGUUCUCCGGGAAACUCCCAGCAUGAAGCUUCUCGCUGCUGUCCUGUUCCUGGCCGUGCUAGGCGCCAAAGCUUCUCCCCUCGGUGAGGAACCCAAGCCAAGGCUGGACCAGGUUGCAGACGCCAUUGAACAUUACCUGGAGCAACUUCUCAGAACGCUCGCGGAGCUGAUCCAGAAAUCCGAGCUGGCCCAGGAAAUCGAGGCAUGGAGACUCACUAGGAAAAUUUCUAACUUCUUGGAUGACCUAGACCAUAAGGUGCCCCCCAAGGCCAAGGAGCAGCUGAGGGACCUGAGCGGGCAGGUGGAAGAAAGUUUGUCAGGGUCAGUGUAUUGGGUACUGGACAGGAUGGUGCGGCCCUACAAGACGCAGCUGCAUGCUGUCCUGGUGUCCUACACCGAGGGGCCGCUGGAGAUGGUGGAGCACUAUAGCAAGGCCCUGCUUGGUAGCAAGGUGUACAGCAUCAUCCCGUCUAGGGUGGAGCUGCAGGAGCAGCUGGGCUCCUAUGCCCAGGAGCUGGGGCUGCAGGAGUUCGAGUGUGGCCUGGCAGCCUACGCCAGGGACCUGCACCAGAAGCUCAGCCCCUAUGCUGAGGACUUGCAAGGCUGGCUGAACUCCCGCUGGGACGCCCUCAUGCAGUGUUUCAGUGAAGAGACCAGUGGGGGUGCCUCAUAGGCCUCGUCCAUACCUGGAGCCCAAGGCAAUCCCCCAGGAUUGAGGGGCACAGCUCCUCUGUAAGGCAGCCCGCAGCAGGCUCCCUGCCCCAUACGGCCGUCCAUCGCUCAAUAAACCGGCUGUUUGAU
Molecule: messenger RNA, 813 nt
Organism: Mauremys reevesii (Reeves's turtle)
Lineage: Eukaryota; Metazoa; Chordata; Testudines; Geoemydidae
Product: apolipoprotein A-IV-like
Exons: 3
Coding region: 35-685 (216 amino acids)
Source: RefSeq, a predicted model, not a curated record